Molecule: messenger RNA, 2958 nt
Organism: Chinchilla lanigera (long-tailed chinchilla)
Lineage: Eukaryota; Metazoa; Chordata; Mammalia; Rodentia; Chinchillidae
Exons: 3
Coding region: 25-705 (226 amino acids)
Source: RefSeq, a predicted model, not a curated record
CAGGAGGCCGGCCUGGCAGGCAGCAUGGGAAGGAGAGGGACGGAGCUCGGGUCGGGCAGUGUCCUAUGCUCCCCUGCAAAAGGGCUCAGCUCUCACACAAGAGGACGACACAGCCCCAGCCGCUUUCAAGGAAGCUGGUGCUUUCCACGACAGGAAAGGCGAGCAUGCCUACGGGUUAUUACACAAACACAAUGCCCGCCGCACAGGUCACAGGCCCAGGCCAGCACAGUCCACAGAGAAACCACGGAUGCCACGCCCUCGUCCCUUGAAAAUCAUCUGCUUGGCUUUGUGAAGGUGGAAUCGGAAGUGAAACUUCAGCCUCAGCAACACUGGAGAACUGGGCCACAAAGGAGCAACAGAACCGCACAGGGGGAACACAGCGCUUCCUCCCUGGCACUCCAUGCUGGACUGAACAUACCUGUGUUACAGGAGCUGUGUUUGUACCACACGGGCCUCACAGAAUGCCCACACCUGCCCUUGAGCCUUGAGCAUCUCAGGCAAUGUCUGUGGCUCCCAGAGCUGUGGGCCCCAGGACACUCCUCUGCCGCCUUCUGCCUUCUUCCCGCAAGCCAUGUCCACGCUCUUCUUCCACACCACACUCACACCACGAUGCCCACCAGAGGCCCCAGCAGAGAGGAAUCAGCAGCGGUGAGCAGUGGCAACAGCACAAACAGAAUUAGAGCAACUCAAGGGCUCCUUCCUUGAGAGAGGAGGGGCAGCUCUCCUGUCUGCAAUUUGGAUAUGCAAAUCACAUCAGUUCCUGUAGGGUUGGGGCCAGAAGUUUUCCCUGCAAGAGGAAACAGGUUGGAGUCCUAGGUUCCAGGCACUCCCACAGCCUGGGACUUCCUCCAUCAGCAGGGAAGAAGCGGGAGAGUUAAAAAGCAGGCUGUAGAUCCUGGUACCCAAACUGCAUGCUCCUCCCAGGAGGUCACAGAGUCCCACGGCCUCGGAACACAACAAAACCUGUCAGGAACAUCCAGACUCCCUGUGUCAGACAGAGCCCUUGCUUUCCCUUGGGAACCCUAAGCAAAGGUGACACACAGCUCUACCUGCACCCUAAGUCACUUCCUUGCCAUGGACUGGGUCUGUCCUCUUCCGACCUCAGGUGAGCAGAGAGAACCAGGUCCAACACAGCACAUCUCUUCACCUGAGGCUACUGAAGACGUCCCUCCAUCACCCACGCUCCUCGAAUCCCCACUGCACAAGCCAGGCCUUGUUCCUGGAGCAGAGAUGGACAGGCAGCCAGACACACUGCAUGCCGCCCUGUUCACUACCAACUGCUCCUCAGGGGACACACAGAAAACCCCAAACCAUUGCAACCAAACUUGCUAUAGACAAAAACAAGCAUGACUUCAUCCCUUUACAUGAAUUCUGUGUUUCUUCAAGAGAAGGCCACUCAGAAAGCUGAAUAAAGUUCAAUACUCCUCAGCAUCCCUUAAAAUAGGGGUUGUGCCCAGGAUCCCAGGCAGCCUGAAGCCUGUGAGCUCUCUCACCCGGAUUCCUCUGCCCAGGCAAGGCUUCCCUUUGCAAGCCAUCUGUGAGGCCAACAAGCAGACCUUGGGCCAGUGUUUCUCGGGUCUGACUUCAUGUUUUCCACUUGCCAGCUUUUCCCGCUGUGCUACACAUCAGCCAGCAACAGGUAACACGCACACCAGGCAUCCUGUGCAAGGCCCAGGCAUCCCAGACAGACUUGCUGGAAACAUCUCAGAGAUCCCACGAUGAGGCCACCUUGCUAAUGAGCUACAUGCAACAGAAACACACCUCUGCGCACACGCAUCCCCUGCCCUACAGAAGCGCAGGAUGGCCGGAAGCACCCCACAGUCCAGAAGCUUCCACAUGUAGACCUCCAGAAACACUUGGUGAGGCACUGGCUUCCCAGCCAGGAAGUAUGAACCAGCUCCAACAAGAACUACAAAAAAUUAAAGAAUCCCAGAAAGGAGAAUCUGGAUACUGUGAGGUUUCCUUCCCUUCUAAAAUGCAGAGAAGGAAUCAGACGCCCUCAAAGGUCAAGUCCACUUCCAAAGACCCUAGUCCUGCCCAGGCCUACUGGUCAAAUCCCACGGAAAUGGCAGCUGGACCACAGGACCUGGGUGGGAGACCCCAAGUAAGCGGAUUCAGCGGUCCAUCCUGCCUUGCCCAGCUUCAGCAAUGACAGGGCUGAUGCUGCCUGUCUGCACUGGGUUGCCUGAAAAUCAUCAAAUGUGGAAAAAAACUACGUGCUGAUGAUUACCAAUCAAUUCCAUCCCAUGCUGCCAGAUGCUCUGCCCAAAUCUUGCACCGUAGUGGGGGUGCGCAGGGCUCGAAGUCAUAAAUCCCAGGUAAGUGUCUGCUGGUGUGGCACCCGACAGUGACCUGAUGCUGCGUCUGCAUUCUGUGCAGCAGGUCACACAGCAUUCCCCACAGCCCCAGGGCUUCCCACCCAAGACGACUUGGAGGAGUGGUAGACACUGGGGACUGAAACUGCCACAGAAGCCCGGCUGGAGUCCUGACCACCCCAGUCCCGCCUGCCCUGGGCUCUGGGCUUUCCUGCUUGUGUUUUCUGAGUUCUUUUUGAGACUGAUUGCCAAAAUGCAAUGGGCAACUCUGAGAGCUUCGUGGCUUUGGUUUUUUUGUUUUUUUUUUUUCUUUCAUUAUCUUUUCUUAAGGUUAUUUUUUAACAGAAGGCUUUAACAACCACAAAAACUAAAUAUAAAGGAAAACCUCUAGACUCACGGGCAGGCCCUAGAAUGGAUGCCCUCCCUCGAUCCUCAAUCCCGUCAUGGCCAGGAUUUAGCUCCAGAUAACAGCUAAAUCUGUAGCAGCCUGGCACCACCCUGCCCUCCAGCAGCCCUCCCAUGGCCCGUUCCCCAUGAGCCUCUCAGUGAAAGCUGCUAUCACACCCUCCGUCACCAAUCCCUCUGCAGCGCCUGCUCCUCCAGGACAGUCCUUCAAAACCUGUCCCCCCAUCUGAAUUCCUGC